AGUUAGUGGACUGUAACCUUACCUUGCUAGACAGAAACUAGAAUUUAGAAAUAAAAUUUGAGGCGAAUUCCUGAUAUGGAAAAGACCAAAGAAGGACUAGACAAAAAUAAUAAAUAUGAUAGACAGCUUCGGCUGUGGGGAGACCAUGGACAGACUGCACUGGAGACUUCUCGUGUGUGUUUAAUCAAUGCCACUGCUACUGGGACAGAAAUCCUUAAGAACCUCAUAUUGCCUGGUAUUGGAUCAUUCACUGUGGUUGAUAGCUGCAAGAUUCAGGGUGAAGAUGUAGGAAACAACUUUUUUCUAUCAAAGGAUGCUAUUGGUCAGUCAAGAGCAAAAGUUGCCACAGAAUUGUUGUCUGAACUGAACAAUGAUGUCACAGGGGACUUUGUGGAAGAGUCUGCAGAAAGUCUGUUAGAGAGUAAUGAUGGAUUCUUUCAACAGUUUACUGUUGUCAUAGCAACCAAUCUCUGUGAAAGAACACUUUUAAAGUUGGGAAAAUGUUUAUGGGCGAACAAUAUACCACUGCUUGUGUGCCGUUGCUAUGGUUUCAUUGGAUAUAUACGACUUGUGAUCCGAGAACAUGCAGUUAUCGAGUCACAUCCAGACAGUGCACACGAGGACCUUCGUCUUGACCGGCCCUUUCCAUCCCUUGUCAAGUACUUAGAUUCCAUUGACCUGUCCUGUAUGAAUAAAAAGGACCAUUGCCACACCCCUUGGCUUGUUGUGCUGUACAAAUAUCUACAAGAGUAUAAAGCAAAGCAUCAGGGUCAAAUACCUAAAGUGUACAAGGAGAAAAAUGAACUGAAAGAAUUGAUAAAAGCAGGUAUACAGAGAAAUGAUGAUGGCAUAAUGGAAGAAGAGGAGAAUUUUGAUGAAGCUGUUAAAGCUGUUAACACUGCCCUUAUACCCACCAAGGUGCCAGCUAACAUUGAACAGCUGUUUGAAGACCCAGACUGUGAAAACCUUAAUGCAGAGAGUUCCAACUUUUGGAUUCUUGUCAGAUCUUUAAAAGAAUUUGUAGCUAACGAAGGGAAAGGUGCUCUACCAGUGCGAGGCACCAUUCCAGACAUGACAGCAGACUCGGAGCGCUACAUUCAGCUACAGAGGAUAUACCACAACCAAGCAGACACGGAUGUUGCGGCCGUGUCACGGAGGUACCACGAUCUCGUUCAGAGUUUAGGACUAGAUGAACCAGUCGGCAUUCCAACCAGUCACUGGAGAUGUAAAAAUAGAGCUGGCUGCAUCUCAGAGCAAGAAAUUAAAACAUUCUGCAAGAAUGCAGCUUUUCUACGGCUGGUGCGUUGUAGAAGCCUGGAGGUGGAAUACAGCCCUCAAUCAGAGAAAAUCAAGUUUCAAGUCCAGCAUUUGGAUUCUGAAGACCCGGAUGAUGUUGUCUUCUACGUGUUGCUGCGUGCCGUGGACAGUUUCUAUGACACCCACAGUUCCUACCCAGGCUGGUAUGCAGACCAAGUGGAGGCUGACGUUCAUAAACUGAAGGGUUGCCUGACGAAGCUUUACCAUGAAUGGGGCGUACCGUGCAACAUAAAAGAUGACUACGUCCAUGAAAUGUGUCGUUACGGAGCCUCAGAGUUACACACUAUGUCAGCGUUCAUUGGUGGUGCUGCGGCGCAGGAAGCCAUUAAAGUUAUCACCCGCCAGUUUGUGCCUAUCAAUAACACGUUCAUCUACAAUGCGAUGAAACAAACAUCUGUGACAGUCGAGCUAUGAACACUGUAUUAUGUACGCAAACACUGCCAGGCCUGAUUUGUUGACAAGUCAUCAACUAAAAUAUUCUCAGUUUGAUAAAGCUCCAUUUGCAUAUUUCAAAAAAUAAGCAUGACUAAUGUUGUAAAGACAAAUGUCCAUUCCAUGAACAUUUUUGUCAGAUAAUCAAAUUAAUUGAACUUUUUGUUUAUGUAUCAGAAGUUGUAUCUAGAAAAUAUCUAUGUCAAGUUCGAAUAUGAGUCAUGCCGGGUCAAAAACUAGGUCACGGGGUCACUUGGUGCAUUUCAAUAACUUCUAUCAAAGCGUUUAUUGGGUGCAUAUGUCAUCCUAUGGAGACAGCUCUUGUUUUGACUGUUAACAUAAAAAAUAAACCUAUGUCAAUUAUAUUUAAGAAAAAUCGAGAAAUUUGGGCCUGCUGGUCACCUUGUUGUUUUUUAUAACUAAUUGACAUAAAUGCAUCUUAACAGAUACAUUUUCCAUCUGGAUUUGACCAUUUUAUGUGUGACAGGUCCUCAUAGUGGGAGAUUCUCAAUGUCUACCAUAUAGCUUUGAUUCCCUUUAUUCCUACUGUUCCCACCCUCUACAAAAUAUAUUUGGUUUCAAUUUAUGAUCUAUGGUUGAUAACAUAAUACUGUUAAUUUAAAUUAUGCAGUUGCUAACAAGCAUGGUACAAUUUGUAAAUUGUAUUACUUAUGUUAAAAUUAAACUGUUACAUGUUACACAAUAAUCGACACCACUGGUUUCACUUAGUUUGUCACAAUCCAAAAGUUGAUUGUAAACUUUUUGAGCAUAGUGUUUUUAGGUGAUUUCUUAAUUGAAAGUCGCAUAGUAGUUAUGUUAUAUAUUAAUUUUCACCUCAACAAUAAAUCGCAUAGUAGUUAUGUUAUAUAUUAAUUUUCACCUCAACAAUGUUUGAGUCGUGCAAGAUAUAGAUUUUUAAUUUAAGACAAUUUUAAACCGGUAAUUUGUGUAUCAGUUGUUCAAUAUUGUAUUUCUUUGUUUUCACGUACGUGUGUGUCAAGUACUUUACAUGUACUAUAAUAUGAUUAAAUAAGAAACACAUU
Molecule: messenger RNA, 2792 nt
Organism: Dreissena polymorpha
Lineage: Eukaryota; Metazoa; Mollusca; Bivalvia; Myida; Dreissenidae
Product: NEDD8-activating enzyme E1 regulatory subunit-like
Exons: 20
Coding region: 76-1731 (551 amino acids)
Biological process (GO): ubiquitin-dependent protein catabolic process; DNA damage response; protein neddylation
Cellular component (GO): cytoplasm; nucleus
Molecular function (GO): ubiquitin activating enzyme activity; NEDD8 activating enzyme activity
Source: RefSeq, a predicted model, not a curated record